Molecule: messenger RNA, 4784 nt
Organism: Phycodurus eques (leafy seadragon)
Lineage: Eukaryota; Metazoa; Chordata; Actinopteri; Syngnathiformes; Syngnathidae
Gene: tjp3
Product: tight junction protein 3
Exons: 29
Coding region: 212-4153 (1313 amino acids)
Biological process (GO): establishment of endothelial intestinal barrier; cell-cell adhesion; cell-cell junction organization
Cellular component (GO): bicellular tight junction; plasma membrane
Molecular function (GO): cell adhesion molecule binding
Source: RefSeq, a predicted model, not a curated record
CGCCCAUUCUACCUGUCCCAAAAGCCAGGAAGAUUUAAAAGUCACCAAUGUGAGUAUUGUAGUGCUGAAACGUCCAAGGCGAAACUUGUGUUACAAACCACUGAAACCAACGAGACUUCCUGACACUUGAGCGAGGAAUUUUGCGCGAAGGGAGCGCGUUCGGCGGAAAAUUGGAUCGGCGUACAAUCCGGAAGUGUUACAGAAACCAGGCAUGGAGGAGCUAACGAUAUGGGAGCAGCAUACAAUAACACUGAACAAAGAUUCCAAAUUGGGCUUUGGCUUUGCCCUAUCUGGAGGCAAGGACAAACCUCAUCUGGACAACGGAGAUACAGCGGUGAUAGUGUCCGACGUGUUGCCCAAUGGACCAGCCAUGGGACGCCUGUUCAACAAAGACCAGAUCGUCAUGGUCAAUGGAGUCUCCAUGGAGAACGUCCACUCCAACUUCACUAUUCAGUCCCUCAAGUCGUGCGGCAAAACCGCUAACAUUACAGUGAAACGUCCUCGCAAAAUCCAGAUCCCUGCUACGACCAGGCCGGCUCGGGCCGCCUCCCACUCCAACCUGUUGGACCAAGACCCACCGAGGAGAACGCGACGCUACUCGGACGCCAGCGACAACAGAGAGGCCAGUCGCUACCACGUGCGGGCGCGCAGCUCUUCACCCGACCGCAAUGGCUACGGAGACACGCUGCCCUUGAUGUCAUCAGGGUACAAGAGACUGCCGCGCCAUGAUGAAAAGCCACUCAGAACAACUCUUGUUAAGAAGAAAAUCUCAGAUGAGUACGGCUUGAAGCUGGGCAGUCAGAUCUUCAUCAAGCACAUGACUGAAACGGGCCUGGCCGCAAAGGAAGGCACCCUGCAGGAGGGUGACCUCAUUCUGAAGAUCAACGGCAUGACCACGGAGAACCUUUCCCUGCUGGAGACCAAGCACCUGGUGGAGAAGAGCCGCGGCAAGCUGACCAUGACUGUGCUCCGUGAUCACCGCAAGUUCCUGGUCAGCAUCCCUGAGGUGGAGGACAGCGCCCCCAACAGCGAAGAUGAGCGGCAGCGGAGGCGACACAGCAGCUCUGAGAUGGAGGACAUUUCCGACUUGGAUGAUCGCUCACCUCACAGAACGUCCCGUCAUCCUCCCAGAGAGAAACGGACGCACAGAGCCAGAGCAGAACUUCCUCCUUCGGUGCUCAAGUCCAGGGAUUCUUCCCCCGUGCGCUCCACUUUGACUCGACCCCCCGCAAGAGGCUACGCAUCACGCCGAGCCCCGUCUGACUCCGAGUCGGACCGCAGUGCCUCGCCGCCUCCCGCCAGGACGGACAGUCUGGACCACUCCAGCAAAUACAAAAGCCUGUCUGGUUUGUCAACCCUACCCAACCCCAGGUCUUCCCCCGCCGUCCACAAGUGGUCGUCGUCCAGGCCAGCCUCAUCAUCCUCGAGACCGCAUAGGCCCGUGUCGGACUCUGACUCUGACCGCAGCGCCUCGCCCCAUAGAGGGAGCCCCCGACCAGACAGCAGAUAUAACCCCAGAGUUCUUCCUGUUGAUCUGUCCCACACUGGCCUGAGCGCUUCCCCCAUCCUGGUGCGACAGGAACCCCCAAGGAGGGUCAACUCUCCCCUGAGAGUCCCACCCCCAGACUCUGAGUCGGAGUCGGAAGGCAGCUCAGCGCCUCCUCAGAGGCGGAGCACCACCUACAGUCAGGAUUCAUACAGCAGCAGCAGAUACAGAGUUUUGCCGGAUGUUUCCUCACAGCCAGAAACGGGGCGGCACAGUGCCUCCGGCAUUCCGGUUGGCGGUGUGCCACACAGAGCACCGUCCGAGUCGGAUUCAGAGGCCAGUUACGAGUCCAUCCCUCGCAGGCACUCGACUGACAGCGCAAAGUCAGACAGAGCCAGAAACAGAUACAGAGUCCUUCCAGAGAUCAAGCCCUCUUCGGUUGAUGUGAAUCCGAAGCCGCCUCGCCGAAUUACUUUGCCUGUCCAACCGCCUUCUGAUGAUUCCUCGGAGUCCGAUGACCUGUCACACCUGCGGAGGUCGGGCAGCUCGGACCGCGGGGGUAGCCGACGCAGUGUUCCAGAUGUUGCUCACAGUAGUGGCACUAUGAGGUCUGGGAUCUCCGUGAGGAACGAUCCACCAGUCAACUCAGCAGCAGCCGUUGCUCCAGCCAAGCCUGCGGAAGAGCCCAUCUACUCCUUACCUCCAGACUCAUACCCGACAUCCCACCCAGGGUACAGCUCCAACUUGCACAAGGUGUCGUUCGUCAAGGAAGACAGCGUGGGCCUGAGGCUGGUUGGCGGCAACGACGUGGGCAUCUUUGUGGGAGGGGUGCAGCCCAACAGCCCAGCCUAUGAGCGGGGGAUGAAAGAGGGUGACCAGAUCUUGAAGGUCAAUAACAUCGACUUUGGCCAUUUCACUCGGGAGGAAGCAGCAAAUUUCCUGCUGAAUAUCAAGAGAGGAGAGAAGGUGGACAUCCGCACUCAGAACAAGAUGGACAUCUAUAAGAAGAUCAUAAAGUCCAAUCUGGGGGACAACUUCUACAUCCGCACACACUACGACCACGAGACCGAUCACCCCAUCGGGCUGAACUUCACGCGAGGAGAGGUGUUCCGGGUGGUGGAUACCAUGCACCGCGGGAAGCUGGGCAACUGGCUGGCCAUUCGCAUGGGCAACGACCUGCACGAAUUGGAUAAAGGCACCAUUCCCAACCAGACCAGGGCAGAGGUGCUUGCCAGCCAAGAGCAGGCGCAGAGAGCAAGCGGGGAGAGGCCGGUGUCUGGGCCCAGGGCUGAGUUCUGGAAACUGCGAGGCCUCAGAGGGAACAAAAAGAAUGAGAAGAACAUGCGACGCUCACGGGACGACCUCAUGCAACUCACCAUUCAGGGCAAAUUCCCAGCCUACGAAAGGGUCCUGCUCAGAGAAGCUAAUUUUAAGCGGCCCAUCGUCAUUCUGGGUCCUCUUAACGAUAUUGCUAUGGAGAAGCUGGCCAGAGAGAUGCCUGAUGAAUAUGAAGUGGCUGAGAUGGUUCCUCGCAGCGGGGGCGGUGACAGCGCCUCAACGGUUAUCAAACUGGACACCGUGAGGAAGAUAGCCGAGAAGGACAAGCACCCUCUGCUGGACAUCACGCCCACUGCUGUGGAGAGGCUCAACUACAUCCAGUACCACCCCAUGGUGAUCUUCUUGGACCCGCACAGUCGCAAGGACGUCAAGGUCAUGAGGCAGCGGUACAGCCCCGACUCCAACAAGAGCUCCAGGCGCCUCUACUCGCAGGCGCUCAAGCUGAGGAAAGACUGCAGCCAUCUUUUCUCAGCGCGUGUUGACCUGCAGCCUGGCUCCAAUAUUUGGUACCAGGUUCUAAAGGACAAGAUUCGCCACCAACAGUCCAAACCAGUCUGGGUUUCUGAAGUCACGUUGGAUAGCGGAGGUGAGCAGGACUUGGACGCACUGGAUCAAACUCAGUCGGACUACCUCAGCGCCGCCAGUGACCUGGAGGACACUGAUGGCGAGCCCUUCACAGACGGCGAGGCCUAUACGGACGAGGACCUGGACGAGGCCUACCCGGGUCAGGACGCAGCCAGGAGCUCCAGGGUCUCCGGGGCCGCCCUGGCUCGCUCGUCCGAGCCCGCCUGGGGCCACCGUAGCCCCGACGAAGAGCGGGACCCCGAGCCUUACGCAGACACGUACUCGCCGAGGAGAGAAAUCCCACCCCUGAUGCACGUGCCGGAACCGUCCAUACUCCGCCGGCAGAGUCGCAGCCCGCCUCUCCAUCACCCGGACGACGAGCCUUUUCAUCGCAGUUUUUCCGACUCUGACUUCAACCACCUCGACGCGGUUGCACCCACCACUCCAUCGGACGGACCCCCGGAUUUUAUCGCCCCCGACCCGUCCACGCGGUACUCUUUCACCGAGCCGUCGUAUGCGGAUGAACACCCGGAGAGCCCCCAGCAAGCCAGUCUGUCUGCUAUUGAAGAUAAAUUACAGCAGGUCCGAAGGGCAGAGCCACAGAAACAAGCGGAGGACAAGAAGGCCCUUCAGUUCAUUGUAGUGGCACAUCACCAAGCAGUUCAGGUCAGACGCACACAGAUACGAGGGGGCAGCAAAAGCUCAGAGGAGGAUGAAGAGGACGAGGCGGAGGACAUCGAAUGGGGUCCAGCGACAGAACUGUAGACAAGCCAUGUGUCCAACAUUCGAGUCCAACGAUCUUAAAAAAAAAAAAAAAAAAAAAAAGACACUCCGAGAGACUUCUCUGUAUUACAUUUCCCCAAUCCAAACUAGUACAGAUUUUAACAUAAAUGCUUGAUUCACUUUAAAAGUACUGCAUGACAAAAUUGAAGUCUACUUACUGCCAUCAGCAGCUCCAUUGUGAAUGUUUUCUUUAAGCUGUAAAUAAAAUGACCAUAGCUGGUCUUCUGGAAACUGUGAAUCCAGGGCUCAGUUAUUUUAAUGGAUUUGUGCGCCAGGAACUGACCAUAAAUAAAACCUUAGAGGGACUGUUAUGUCGUAAAAAAGAGAGAGCUUUAAACCCAUGAAUGCUUCCAAUAUAGCAUGAUAAUAUUGAACAUAGCAUCAAUUCUCAUAAAUUUAGCAUACAUUUGUACUGUGCAGGUGUACCUAAUUAUGUGGCUAGGAAGGGUGUAACUCAUCUCUGUUAAGACUGAAAUUUACAGUGACACAUACUGUAAGUUUUUUUUUUAUUUUUAUUUCAUUAUUUUACCUUGACUUAAAAUUUCUAUCAUGGUUUUUUUUUUUUUUUUUUAAAUAAAUAUAUUUUGUAAUGUUUUUUGAGUGCAUGUGUGAG